AUGAUAUCAUUACUACAGAAUCACGUAGUAGAUCUACCGUCAAUAUCUGUAUCAUUACUGAUAUCAUUAAUACAGAAUCACGUAGUAGAUCUACCAUCAAUAUCUGUAUCAUUACUACAGUAUCACGUAGUAGGUCUACCAUCAAUAUCUGUAUCAUUACUGAUAUCAUUAAGUCUACAGAAUCACGUAGUAGAUCUACCAUCAAUAUCUGUCAUUACUGAUAUCAUUAAGUCUACAGUAUCACGUAGUAGAUCUACCAUCAAUAUCUGUAUCAUUACUGAUAUCCUUACUACAGUAUCACGUAGUAGAUCUACCAUCAAUAUCUGUAUCAUUAAGUCUACAGUAUCACGUAGUAGAUCUACCUUCAAUAUCUGUAUCAUUACUGAUAUCCUUACUACAGUAUCACGUAGUAGAUCUACCAUCAAUAUCUGUAUCAUUAAGUCUACAGUAUCACGUAGUAGAUCUACCUUCAAUAUCUGUAUCAUUACUGACACUUUUUGUCUUGUGAUAUCACAUUUAACCUGUAUCAUUACUGAUAUCUACAGCAAUGUCAAUACUGACCUCUACAGUAACUCUACCCUAGCAUCAAUACAUGUAUCAUUACUGAAAUCUUCUGUACUGUGUACUCUUGUAUCACCUAUCAUUAUUACCUGUAUCAUUACUGAUCUGUACCGUCCUCCAGACUGGUAUCACCCACCAUCAACACCUGAAUCUUUACUGUGUUCAUGGGUACAUAACUGA
Molecule: messenger RNA, 741 nt
Organism: Lottia gigantea (owl limpet)
Lineage: Eukaryota; Metazoa; Mollusca; Gastropoda; Lottiidae
Exons: 1
Coding region: 1-741 (246 amino acids)
Source: RefSeq, a predicted model, not a curated record